Messenger RNA from Truncatella angustata, 3033 nucleotides. RefSeq names its product heterokaryon incompatibility protein-domain-containing protein. Bases 286 to 2595 code for a protein of 769 amino acids. The transcript has 2 exons. Lineage: Eukaryota; Fungi; Ascomycota; Sordariomycetes; Amphisphaeriales; Sporocadaceae. The record is from RefSeq and is a predicted model, not a curated record.
AACCGAUCACCUCAACAAAAGCUUGCCUCUCCCAAGUGUGAUAUCAAACCCAAUUUCUGACGUUGACUCCUUUCUACGCCUCAAUACGGCCCCCCCCCUCCCCCCAAAAAAAAACGUCGAAGCAGUAGGCCUCGAUGCAACAACCAGCCGCAGAAGCCGGCCCCGCUAUCGGAUGCCCAAUAGUGUUUGAGCGACCUGAAAGGCAUGAGCCCGCAAGCUGCGCCUAACAUUUAUAUCAAGGUGCAAAGAUGCCAUCUUUUCAGAUACUUACUUUGACCGAGACAGAUGCGCUCGGCUACACAACUUUCGCCAAGCAAUCCAUCAAUUCCGGAUAUGGGCGAGCGACUCAUAGAGCGGCUGCAGGAUGCGUUGGGUUCUUUGGUCGAAGCAGCCUUUCCAACCAACAGUAACGCACGAACCCCAAGCUUUUCAAACCCACAUACCUGUAGGCACUGUUGUAACAUCACUGUUCAAGCGAAAACACUCGAAGGGGCAGAGUCUUGGCUGCGCUCGAAUGCUGUCGAAUCAGGAGGUCUGCUUGCUCUCGAUCACGAUUUUGACGGAGCUCUAAAAGCAACACGGGACGGAUGUGGGUUGUACCGGUGGUUGCUUGACCAGUUGUUGCGAGGAACAAAGAGUAACCCAGACGUGAUGGCCGGAUUAUUGCAGUCCAACCACAUUCGAUUCAGCUUGGUAUUCUCAAAAGAUGAGCCUAUAUAUUCAAGAGAAGUACGAAUGCGAUGCGACCCCCUAAUCGAAUCAAACAAGGGCAACAUGGCAGAAUCGCCUUGGGAAAUCCUUCUUUCGGAUGCUCAAGGUAUUGACGUAUGUGCACGUGAAGGAGAUCCUGGCGCUAGCUUUGUUUCGUUUCGUGCACCUCAAGAAGAUAUAUUUUCUUCCAGCAGCAUUCGGUUUGCCAGGGAUUGCAUGAAUACCUGCAUCAACUUCCAUGAGCUGUGUCGAGAUGACUGGAUUCGCAGAGACAGAAGCAGCUCAGCGUACAGCGUUGAAUAUGCUAUAGGAGAACAACUACCCUCCGAAAGUCUAGCCAUUGAUGCUCUGCCCACGCGGCUGCUUGAAACAGAGGAACGCGAUGGUCUUGUUGUUCGCUUGAUUGAAUUAGCGGACCUGAGCGCAGCGAACAAGUCGCAGAUUGCUGCAGAUGGAUUUGCCACGCUUUCAUAUUGUUGGGGUCAAGGGAAUCCAGUUCAGCUCACGGCCAACAGUUAUGAAACAUUGAGGCGAGGCAUAGAAAUCUCGGCUUUACCAGCGACUAUCGAACAGUCAAUUCGUUUUGUGUUUUUGUUAGGACUCAAGUAUAUCUGGGUUGAUGCUCUAUGUAUCUUUCAAGACGACAUCACGGACAAGGAAAUUGAGAUAUCGAGGAUGGGAUCUUACUACAGUGCUAAUACUUUGACCGUCUGUGCAGCCUCUCCGAGCGGCGCCGCCGUUGGCUUUCUCGACCCAGAGUCUAAAGCUGUGUGCCAAUAUGGCCCAAUCAACCUGUCUUGUAACAUUGAUGGAAUGAUGGGAAAUUUACUCCUGCACUCCGAUCCUAGUAUGAAAGAGCCAGUGGCCGAGCGAGGAUGGACGCUACAGGAGUCUUUACUGUCUCGAAGAAUCUUGAUCUUUUCCCACCAGCUGUAUUGGUGCUGUUCAACAGCUAAUGCCGGAUGUGAGGGCUCUCUUAGUGUGCUUCCUCGAGACACCAAUCGAAACAUGGGAUGGCCCCAUUCACUUGUUCCCGGGAUCUUUCCCAUGUCGGUGUUACGAGUUUACCCGCCGGAGUACCAAUGGUUUACAGGGCUGAGUAGCUUUACUGAGAGGCGCUUGGGUUUCGAAGCGGAUAAGCUUCUUGCGAUUUCCGCCCUGGCGGAGAGAAUCCACCUCAUUUUCCAAGCGCGAGGUCAAUCCUCUAUCGAGUCACGGAGCUAUCGAGAGUUCCUCGCCGACCUGGCCUAUGUCGCUGGGAUCUUCUUAUCGAGGUCACAUAAAGAGCUAGUUGCGUCGCAGCUUCUCUGGACUUCGACCACGGCCUCCAAAACAAAGCGUGUCGAAACUUAUAGAGCACCAAGUUGGUCGUGGGCGUGUGUUGACGGCUCUCUGCAAUCAUGUCUGACAGAUGCUGUACAGGAAGCGGGGAGAUUCUCAGUGCUCGACUGGGACGUCACCCUCACAAACAAUGUAGCUCCCUAUGGCAGCGUCAGAUAUGCUGCCAUCCAUAUGAGGUGUCAUCUGCGUUCGCUGCCUUUCAAUGACACCAACCUGCCUGUGAAAGUCAUAGAUUGGAUUGAGGAACCUUUGCAAGCGGGCAUCAGAAUCAUGCCUGACACAGCAGCUGACCGCGACUGCAUUUUGAGUACAGACCGAGAAAACCAGGCACUGCGGUUAUUGCAGUUGACAGAUGUCUACUCCCGGACACCUUUCUCUGGAAUCAGAGGUUUGGUGGUAAUUCUAGUUGCAGAGCUGCUGCCAGCAACCUAUAAGCGGGUGGGAACAUUUACAGCUCUGCAGGAACAAAAGAGCGCAAAGGCCGGGGACCAGGGUCUGUCUUCGUUCUUUGAUGUGCCGGAGCAGGACGUCGUCUUGAUAUGAAUAAGCAGGUGGUCGAUGGGUAACUGUGGUAAUUUCUACAAAUUUGGUCGCUUUGUUUGUGCAUUCACGAGAAAGAGUUUCAGGUUUGGUAUUAUAUACCAUGUUUAUGGGUUCGAGUAUGGCAUUACUCUCGAGAACCUGCCCCUUCAUCCACUUUCAAUCACCUUGGACCCCUUGUAUAUGUGCCAGCACCGCUUGUAUCACAUCCAAUUGGAUGCUGCCAAACAAACUCAACAGACUUGUUUCAGACUCGACUUUUCUUUCAUAUCAUUUACUGCACUAAGACAUGUUAUAAGACCGCUUUAAUGAGGAGCGGGGAGCCUCAGAUUCGUACUACAGCCCUGAUAGUGGAUAUGCAGUAACAUCAUAGAUUGACAUGUCACGACCGACUUAAAGCAGUUGCUUACGUUGGGACUAAUAUUAAUCGCUGCGUUUAGU